Telopea speciosissima is the source of this 1174-nucleotide messenger RNA. Its product is annotated as dual-specificity RNA methyltransferase RlmN. NCBI's taxonomy places the organism in Eukaryota, Viridiplantae, Streptophyta, Magnoliopsida, Proteales, Proteaceae. The transcript has 8 exons. The coding region runs from base 44 to 1168 and encodes 374 amino acids. Gene Ontology annotation, molecular function: iron-sulfur cluster binding; RNA methyltransferase activity. Gene Ontology annotation, biological process: tRNA methylation; rRNA base methylation. The record is from RefSeq and is a predicted model, not a curated record.
AGGGUUGAAGGCCAUAGAAUACUGCAGACACCUUCAAAUUAUAAUGGCGUAUCGGUCGGUUUUUGAUUUGGGAGCGGUCAGAAGUGAAUUUGAGAAGGCGGGAAUCAGCAGUCGAUUCAUCGCUCCCAUAUGGAAGUACGUUCUUCAGAACCCUAAUGUCGAUAUCGACUUCGAUGAAGUUACGUCGCUGCCGUCAGCGGCAUACUCUUUACUUCGUUCCAAGUUUAGAUCCUCCACUUCGACUCUGGAUUCCGUAUUUGAAUCCGAAGACAACGUAACAUCUAAGCUGCUUAUAAGGCUACAGGAUGGAGCUUUUGUUGAAGCUGUGGUUAUGAGAUAUGAUACACGUCUGGGGAGAUACGCUGGAAAACCCCGUCCGGGAGGCCCUAGAUCAACACUCUGUAUUUCAUCCCAGGUGGGUUGCAAAAUGGGUUGUAAAUUCUGUGCAACUGGUAGUAUGGGAUUCAAAAGAAAUCUAUCAUCGGGAGAAAUUGUGGAACAGUUAGUCUAUGCCUCUCGUAUAUCACAUAUACGCAAUGUUGUUUUUAUGGGAAUGGGGGAACCAUUAAAUAAUUAUGCUGCUUUAGUCGAGGCUGUCCAGAUCAUGACAGGAUUUCCGUUUCAACUAUCACCAAAAAGAAUUACAAUAUCAACUGUUGGGAUAAUCCAUGCUCUCAACAAGCUCCAAAAUGACCUCCCCAAUGUGAACUUAGCCAUUUCCCUGCAUGCACCAGUUCAAGACAUUCGUUGUCAGAUAAUGCCUGCAGCUCGAGCUUUCCCACUGGAAAAGCUUAUGGAUACACUACUAGUCUAUCAGAGGAACAGUAAACAGAAAAUCUUCAUUGAAUACAUUAUGCUUGAUGGGGUGAAUGAUGAAGAGCAACAAGCCCACCAACUUGGCAAAUUGCUUCAGACACUUGAAGUGGUUGUGAACUUAAUACCUUUCAAUCCAAUUGGUAUUACGAAUCAAUUCAGAACCAGUAAUGAGCAGAAUGUCCAGAGGUUCCAGAGUGUUCUUAGAGGUUUCUACGGGAUUCGGACAACUAUCCGUAAGCAAAUGGGUCAGGAUAUAAAUGGUGCUUGCGGUCAGUUGGUGGUGAACAUUCCGCAUAAGGGGUCAGUCAGGAGUGCUGAUCUUAUAACUGACAUUGAAGAUCUUCAUAUCUGAUUUUUC